Molecule: messenger RNA, 2154 nt
Organism: Trematosphaeria pertusa
Lineage: Eukaryota; Fungi; Ascomycota; Dothideomycetes; Pleosporales; Trematosphaeriaceae
Exons: 2
Coding region: 1-2154 (717 amino acids)
Source: RefSeq, a predicted model, not a curated record
AUGAAGCUCUCCCCGCGCUGUCCAUCAUCUCAGACUGAGAUUCAGGCGGCGCUUUCUCGCAUGACGCUGAUCAAGGUGCCGUCGCCGGACAUGGACAACAAGUACGAUAUCCAUACUAUCGAGCUGAAGCGGCCCAGCACACUCAAGAAGCUGUCCAAAAAGAUCUACAAGAAGACGAAGGAUUCGUGGGGUCACUUAACUAGCAAGAUCGUGGACCUGGUCAAGCGCGACAAAGUCGAUCACGAAGCCUUCAUCGGUGGAACGUCGACUCACUACACCAUUCCGCCGCCCGACUUAGGCCCACAUGACAUGUAUGAAGGCGCAGAAGCCACGCUCGCUUCGACCGAAUCUUUGGACGCAGAGCUCGAACUGCCACUAUCGUCGGCUGCUCGCCAUUCAUCCCGCUCAACGGCCUCCAACGAAUCUCACUCGCAGCAAUACUACCCGCUGUCGUCAACGUCCACGGCUCUCGAACCAGACUCGGCGGAAGCCGCGUCCACUAGCUAUCCCGGUCGGACUGUUUCGCUUUCUAUAGAGAAAGAUGCCGCAGGCAACAAACGGUUCUCAUCAGAUAUACCAGACACCAAGCAACUACCCAAGUCCCCAUAUCUUCAUCCACAUCAGCAGCGAGAUCUAAAGCGCAAGCGCUCAGAUGCUUCCACAGACAAGAAAGAGUACAAGAAGAAUUCGCUAAAUAUUAAGAAACUCUUUUCCAAUCUGGCAGCCAAAUUUAAGAUCUGCUGGGGUCGGAGCAACGAAGACGAGGGCUAUUACACGGGCAAGGAUAAAAUCGCCCCGCCUGCCGACCGAAGCGACUGGGAAGUCAUCCGUAAUAUCCCCGAUGAUACUCUGCGUUCUCUACUGCUUCAAUUCACAGAUCCUACCGGCAAGCUUCCGCUCGAACACACGCGCGUUCUCGGCCGCACUGAAGGCAGCUAUCACCAUGUCGUCUUUCUUGGGCUCCUCCGGAACCGAAACGUUGAAGAAUACGUCAUUCGUAUUCCAGCUCAUGGUACUGUCGCCUUCUGGGGCAGAGAAGAUAUCUACAUGAUGGAUCGAGAGGUCAAGUUGAUGGUGUACCUCUACCACCACACCAAGGUGCCAGUCGCCGAAGUCUUGGCCUGUAAUACGAUGAUCGGUGACCUCGCUGAUUUCCCAUUCAUCUUGAUGCGGAAGUUACCAGGUAAUUCUGCGUUCGACGUUUGGUACGACAAUUCCUAUGACCCUGUGUGGGCGUUUCGAAACGCGGAUUGCCCCGGCGAGCAAACCGAGAAGAAGCGCAUCAACUUCCUUCGCUCACUCGCUACCGUGCUGAGCGAUCUUCGCGAUAUCAAGUUCGACGAGAUUGGCAUCCCAAACAUUGUCCAGCCUUACCUUCCUAUGGGAAAGGAUCCCACUGAAGUUGGUCCAGCUUACCACUGGCUCUCCAUGACCAACCCGAAUGAAUUGACUACACGCCCUACAUUCAAGUCUACUCGAGAGUACGUAAUGACAGCCUUGAACGAAGACUAUCCGGUGGACGGGCUUGAAGUCAAGGAUGACGAUGACUUCAAGAAACUUGGAGUCCGCAAGGUCCUUGACAUUGUUUUCUCACACCCCGUCUUCAACCCAACGGAUAAGGAGACCUUUACUAUCCGCCACAAUGAUCUUGAUCUGCAGAAUAUACUGACCGACGAGGACGGCAACGUCACCGGCAUCAUCGACUGGGACGGUUCAUUCGCCGCACCUCGCUGCGUUGGUAUGGCCGCUGUCCCUAUGUUCCUACGUCGCGAUUGGUUCAACGAAACUGUCAAUAGCUUAAGCGUAUCCCCGCAUAUGGCCUGGAAGACACCGUACUACCGCGACAUUUAUGCUACUGCGAUGUACGAGCGCGGCAACCCCGACGCUAAGUAUACCGCCAAAUCCGCCAUCUAUCAGGCUGCUGUUUGCGCCUUGUAUGAGGGCGGUGAUGUACACGACUUCGUCGACAAGCUCUUGCGCUCCAUUCCCAACUUCCGCCUCGAUCCCUACGAAUUCAAGGUCGCGCUCGGCAUGGGCUGGCCUGCAGCCGAGGAAAUGCUUAAGGUGGAAAUUGGAAAGAUUCUGGAGCCAGGUAUGCCGACAAACAGCGACCUGUGGGAGACUUAUAUCAAUUGCGCUACCUCGGUCGACUGA